Molecule: messenger RNA, 2773 nt
Organism: Stegodyphus dumicola
Lineage: Eukaryota; Metazoa; Arthropoda; Arachnida; Araneae; Eresidae
Product: multidrug resistance-associated protein 1-like
Biological process (GO): transmembrane transport
Cellular component (GO): membrane
Molecular function (GO): ABC-type transporter activity; ATP binding; ATP hydrolysis activity
Source: RefSeq, a predicted model, not a curated record
GGUUCGUCUGAUGAAGGAUAAAGAUCUGAGAACAAAGCUGAUGAAUGAAAUCAUGAAUGGAAUUAAGGUUUUAAAAUUGUAUGCUUGGGAAUCUUCUUUCAUAAAAGAAAUUAUGAAACUCAGAAAUAAAGAGGUUGCCAGUUUGAAAGCUCAAGCCUAUUUAAAUGGUGCAGUGACUUUUGCAUUUGCAUGUGCUCCAUUUCUUGUGUCUUUGGCAAGUUUUGCUACUUUUGUACUUAUUGAUUCAAAUAAUGUAUUAGAUGCCAACAGAGCUUUUGUUUCACUGUCUCUAUUCAAUAUUCUUCGAGUUCCUACUGCCCUUCUGCCAAUGAUUAUAACAUUUACUGCCAUGUUUGUAGUCUCUUUGAAAAGGAUUAAUGCUUUCCUGCAAAGUGAUGAAAUUGAUCUUGAUGCCGUUCAACAUGAUCCAUCGGAAAAAGCUCCUGUUGUUAUUAAAGAUGGCACAUUUUCAUGGACAAAAGAAGAUCCACCUGUUCUUUCCAACUUAAAUUUCCAAGCAGAAGAAGGUGAACUGGUGGCAGUUGUUGGACAAGUUGGAUCGGGAAAAUCAUCCUUAUUAGCAGCUUUACUUGGUGAUAUGGUGAAGUGGUCUGGAAAAGUUAAUGUAAAGGGAUCUGUAGCAUAUGUUCCUCAACAAGCCUGGAUACAGAAUGCAACGUUAAAAAAAAAUGUCUUAUUUACAAAAUCUUACGAUUCAAAGAGAUAUAAAACUGUUUUGGAUGCCUGUGCUUUGACACAAGAUCUUGAAAUUUUACCUGGUGGUGAUCAGACAGAAAUAGGUGAAAAGGGUAUUAAUCUUAGUGGUGGCCAGAAACAGAGAGUUAGUCUUGCUAGAGCUGUCUACAAUGAUGCAGACAUAUACUACUUCGAUGACCCAUUGAGUGCUGUUGAUGUGCAUGUUGGGAAACACAUUUUUGAGCAAGUCAUUGGACCUCAAGGACUUCUAAAGAAUAAGACAAGAAUUCUCGUAACUCAUCGAAUCACAGUUCUCCCAGAAGUUAAUACCAUAGUAGUCCUGCAGAAUGGUAAAGUGACUGAAGUGGGGUCUUAUGCUGAACUACUAGCAAAAAAAGGAGCAUUUGCAGAUUUUCUUAUUCAGUAUCUUCAAGAAAGUGCAAAGGAAGGAACUGGUGAAAUUUUACCUGAUGAAUUAGAUCUGAUACAAGAAAUAGCUGCUACUGUUGGAGCUCCAACAAAUAUAGUUAGACAGCUUUCUAAAAUGAGUGAUGGCAGUGAAUCUGAUAGCAGUACUGUUAGUUCACCUAAGAGAACCAUGUCUCUGUCUUUACCAGAAGCUGGAGAAGGACCUCGUAGGCGAACCAAAAGCGAGUUUGAUACUCCAGACAGAACAAUAAGUAAAAGGGACUCUGUGAUAAAGACCAGUGUGGGUACAAAAUUAACAGAAAAAGAAGUUAUGGAAGUUGGCUCAGUCAAAGCUUCUGUAUAUAUUGAUUAUAUCAAAUCAUAUGGUAUCUGGAAUUCGUUUUGGACAGUUGUUAGUUACAUACUUUCAACAGCUUUCAGUUUAGGAUCAAGUUUAUGGCUCAGCUCAUGGAGUAAUGAUGCACUUGAUCCUUCAAAAGCAACUGAUACACAUUUGAGGGACCUGAGAUUGGAAGUUUAUGGUGGAUUGGGUGCUGGGGAAAUUGUUUUCACCUUGGUGACAGCUGUGUUAAUGAACUUAGCUUGUCUGAGGGCUGCAAGAAUUCUGCACAAUGGAAUGUUGCAGCAUAUAAUGCGUGCUCCCAUGUCAUUCUUUGAUACUACACCUCUGGGCCGUAUUUUGAAUAGAUUCUCAAAAGAUAUUGAUACUGCCGAUGUAACCAUUCGCUUCAAUAUCAGGAUGUUAUUGAUCAUGACUUUCCGAGCACUAUCUGCAGUCAUCAUCAUAUCUCUGGAAACACCUUUCUUCCUGCUUGCAUGCUUACCUUUGGCUCUUCUAUAUUAUUUUCUGCAGAAAUUUUACAUACCCACAUCUCGUCAGCUGAAGAGGUUGGAGUCUACUACUCGCUCUCCAAUAUACUCCCAUUUCUCUGAAACUGUAACUGGAGCUUCCAGUAUUAGGGCAUAUGGUGUGGGAAGACAGUUCAUGUACCAUUCUAAUGAACUGGUAGAUAAAAACAAUGAAUGCUAUUAUCCUAGUUUAGGAGCUAGCAGAUGGCUGUCCAUAUGCCUAGAAUUUCUCGGAUAUACAAUCGUACUGUUUUCUGCUGUGUUUGCUGUGCUCACAAGAGAAACUUUGAGUCCUGGUAUUGCUGGUCUUUCCAUCAGUUAUGCUCUUCAGAUAACAGGUAUUUUGAAUAUGCUUGUGAGAGCAACGGCUGAUGUCGAGACCAACAUAGUUGCAGUAGAAAGAUGUUUAGAAUAUACAAAAACUCCCACAGAGGCAGAAUGGUUUAUUGAAGAAACUAAACCAGAUGGCUCUUGGCCAGAUGAUGGAAUGGUAAAAUUUGAUGAUUAUUCUACCUGCUAUAGAGAAGGCCUGGAAUUGGUUUUGAAAGGAAUCUCUUGUGAUAUUCAGCCAAAAGAAAGGUGUGGCAUUGUUGGGAGAACUGGUGCUGGGAAAUCAUCUCUCACCUUAGCAUUAUUUCGCAUCAUUGAGGCUGCCGGUGGUAAAAUUUUUAUUGAUGGUAUUGAUAUUGCCAAACUUGGACUGCAUAAUUUACGCUCAAAGCUUACUAUAAUACCCCAGGUAAGUCUAAUAAUUUUCAUGAUACAUAUUCGCAUGCAUCUCUUUUCUUGGUUGUUUUAG